Messenger RNA from Mucor velutinosus, 858 nucleotides. It is a transcript of the gene ACH1, whose product is annotated as acetyl-CoA hydrolase. Bases 1 to 858 code for a protein of 285 amino acids. Gene Ontology annotation, molecular function: deubiquitinase activity. The transcript is spliced from 7 exons. Gene Ontology annotation, biological process: protein deubiquitination. NCBI's taxonomy places the organism in Eukaryota, Fungi, Mucoromycota, Mucoromycetes, Mucorales, Mucoraceae. The record is from RefSeq and is a predicted model, not a curated record.
AUGUUUGGUUUGAUACGGAAUGCAUUCAGUAAAACCGAAGUGGAUUCAGAGCAGGAAAAGCGUAAAAUUGUUUUAAACGUCUAUGAUAUGUUACAGCCUGGAUUCAUUACAAAUGUUGGGUAUUGUUUGGGCAUUGGUAUUUAUCAUUCCGGAAUUGAAAUUGGAGAACAUGAGUAUUGUUUUGGAGGACAUGAUUAUGAGCACGUUACUGGUGUGUUUAUGGUGCAGCCCAAGAUUGGGCCUCAAGGGCUCUUGUUCAAACAAUCGAUCAGUAUGGGAUACACCAAUCUAUCACAACAACAGGUGGAUAAAGUACUGCAAGAGAUAUCAAAGGAAUACGUAGGCACGUCUUACAAGUUAUUGACGAGAAAUUGCAAUCACUUUUCAGAGGAUCUCUGCAAGCGACUGACAGGCAAACAAGCUCCUGGAUGGAUCAAUCGGGCAGCAAAAUUAGGCACCAUGUUCCCAUGUGUCAUACCAACUGAAUGGGUUGAGCCUCCUGAUGCCACAACUAUAAAAUCAGAGGCUUCAGGAUCUCCUUCCUCAUCCUCAUGCUCGUCCAACACACCAUUGAAAAAGCCCGCGACAUCGUCUCCUCCAUCUCCAGUAUCAGCAGCUCCACCACCCAAAGUGUCUACGACUACAACGGCUACAACACCCGUAAAAAUGAAGCGAUUAUCCUCUUCGCCUUCUUCGCGUCGCCCAUCUGGCAGUGAUAGCAUUCGUCUUGUUCGAACGCCUGUGAUGGAAGACGAUGAAAUUGAUUGCGCAAGUCCUGUCAAAGAACCAGAUACCUACAGACCAGAGGUGAUUCGAUCCGCCACACAAUUAUCAAUUACUGCACCUGUUGAAUUAUAA